This is a messenger RNA of Nerophis lumbriciformis (worm pipefish), 1296 nucleotides long. NCBI's taxonomy places the organism in Eukaryota, Metazoa, Chordata, Actinopteri, Syngnathiformes, Syngnathidae. The record is from RefSeq and is a predicted model, not a curated record.
AUGCGUUGCACGCGAGGUUCUGUGAUGGUGUGCUGCGCCUUGCUGUUCAUCACCUGGAACGCCUUGCUGGUUCUGCUCCUGCGGGUCAAGAUUCCGGAGCAAGAUGUGAAUCAAGGGUCCCCCGAAGACGAGGACGCGUUGGGCCAUGUGAUGCGAGUGGCCGAGAUGCUGGAGGCGGAGCUGGAGUUGCAGAACAAAAUCCUGGCGCAGAUCCGAAGCAUGCGUCCUCGGGGAAAGAAAAAGGCGAGUCUGGCACCUUCAACGCCGCUGGACUUUGUCGUACCUGUCCUGGUGAUGGCCUGUAACCGUGUAACGGUGCGGCGUUGCCUGGACAAGUUGCUCCUCCACCGGCCCUCGGCCGAGAGGUUCCCCGUCAUUGUGAGCCAGGACUGUGGCCACGCCGAUACGGCCGAGGUCAUCCGCUCGUACGGGAGCGACGUGACUUACAUGGCGCAGCCCGACCUGGCCGACAUUAACGUGCCGCCAGCGCACAAGAAGUUUCAGGGCUACUACAAGAUCGCCAGACACUACCGCUGGGCUCUCAAGCAAGUCUUCAGCAAGUACUCGGCUGUCAUCGUCGUGGAAGACGACCUUGAGGUGGCGCCGGACUUCUUCGAGUACUUCAGCGCGACUCUGCCACUGCUCCGCUCGGACCCCAGCCUGUGGUGCGUGUCGGCGUGGAAUGACAACGGGCGCGACGGCUCGGUGGACCCUGCGGGCUCAGCCCUCCUGUACCGCACUGACUUCUUUCCCGGUCUGGGCUGGAUGCUUUUGCGAGAGCUUUGGGAGGAACUGGAGCCCCGUUGGCCCGCCGCAUUCUGGGACGACUGGAUGCGUCAGCCCGAGCAACGCCGCGACCGCCAGUGCUUGCGGCCAGAGAUCUCCCGCACGCUGACGUUCGGCCGACAGGGCGUCAGCCUGGGCCAGUUCUUCGACAAGUACCUGCGCUACAUCAAGCUCAACUCUGACUUUGUGCCUUUCACCCGACUGGACCUGACGUACUUGAAGCGAGACGUGUACGAGAAGAGUUUCACGGAGCAGGUUUACGCCGCCCCCGUCGUCACCUUGGAGGAUGUCCAGCGGGGGUCGCUGCAGGGCGGUGGUCCCUUCCGCCUGCAGUACUCCAGUAUGGCGAGCUUCCAACUGUUGGCAAAAAACCUAGGUAUCAUGGACGACUUGAAGUCCGGCGUGCCAAGGACCGGCUACAAGGGGGUGGUGCCGCUCUUCUUCAGGGGACGCAGAAUCUACAUCGCGCCGCCCCCGGGGUGGACCCACUACGAUCCCACUUGGAAUUGA